AUGCUUUCCUACAAGGCCCCCAAGCUCAUUGACACCAAGGCUGAUUUCAGUCCUUACGUUUACCUCGGUGAACUCGCAGGAACGUUCAUGUUCUUGACCAUUGCAUUUCUCAUGGCGGCCACUGCCAACGACGUUGCCGGCAACCAAGGCAUCGUCGAGAACGCCCAAGUGCAAUCCAUCUCUGUUGCCUUCGGUUUCGGCUUGGCCACCGCCAUCUUGGCCUUCGGCGACCUCUCGGGCGGUCACUACAACCCAGCCGUUGCUCUCGGGUUCGUUCUGACUGGCGACAUCUCCGUCACUCGUUUCUUGCUAGAGGUUGGCGUUCAGCUUUUGGCUGCCAUUGCCUCUGCCGAGGCCGUUUCCGGAUGGGUCGCUGGCCCAGUCAACUUCGCCAACGGCAUUGACCGUGACUUCAUGAACGUUGGUCGCGCUCUAACCCUUGAGGCCUUCUGCACUUUCCUCCUAAUCAUCACCGUCUUCGUCGUUGUCCACAAGAAGGUUGCCCCAGUCACUGCCGCCUUCGUCAUCGGUUUCUCUCUAUUCAUGGGCCACAUGAUCUGUGUCCCCAACACUGGUGCUGGACUCAACCCUGCCAGAACUUUCGGCCCUUGCGUCGCUGCCAGAGAAUUCCCUGGUUACCACUGGCUCUACUGGGUUGGUCCUUUCGUUGGAUCCGUUUUUGCCGCUCUACUAAAACCUCUUGCUCUUCAUGUCUUCGACGAGAGCAAGACCUCCACUGCCUCCAACGAGAUCAUUGAAGUGAGCGAGGACAGUGAGGUUGAGGCCAAGGUUUAG
Molecule: messenger RNA, 795 nt
Organism: Lachancea dasiensis
Lineage: Eukaryota; Fungi; Ascomycota; Saccharomycetes; Saccharomycetales; Saccharomycetaceae
Source: the annotation of a GenBank genome assembly